CUAGCAGCUGAAGAUUUUGGCCAUUCAAGAAGCUAAGAAGCUAAGAAGCUAAGAAGCUAACAGUUUAAUAAAGCAACAAAUUUACUUCCAGCACUUAAUAUUACAGUUUAUUCAUCUGUGUUCUUGAGGAGUUUGAUUCGCAUCAAUCUCGAAAAGAUAUGGCUGCGGAUUGGUUGGGUAGUUUGGUGUCAAUUAACUGUGGGCCAACACUGGGAGUCUAUCAAGGAGAGGUAUCAUCUGUGGACCAGUCCAGCCAAACCAUCUCCUUAAGACAACCUUUCCAUAAUGGAAUCAAGUGUCCUGUCCCCGAGGUCACAUUCAGUGCCAUUGACAUAAAGGAACUAAAGAUUUUAGAUAUCAAAAAUGGCAAUGCAAGGAACAGCUCUUCUGUAUCUACCAAGGUAAGCAGUGCUCCAGUUGCAGUCCCAAAAGGUGACCCCAGGUCUGUGGAGAAGGUAAACUCCCCUCAACACUGCUCUAAAAGCUAUGGAGAGCGUCAUCUGGAUAUUCCUGGCCAGCCUAAAGGUUUUCGUCGAAGACACAACUCCUGGUCAUCCAGUAGUCGAGGGGCAAACCAAGUGACACCGAAAAAGAAUGGGGUGAAGAAUGGUCAGAUGAAACACAGAGAUGAUGAGUGUUUUGGGGAUGGCAUGGAUGAUGGCCUGGACACAGACUUUGAUUUUGAAGGAAACUUGGCUCUUUUUGACAAAGCAGCAGUUUUCUCAGAGAUUGACAUAUCGGAGCGCCGUAACGGUGCAAGGUCACGUGGGACACCACAAGAGCAGACACCUUCACGUUACCGUCACGAUGAGAACAUUCUGGAGGCCAAACCUAUUGUGUACAGACAGAUUACUGUACCACAGCCUGGAGCCAAAGAGUACUGCACUGACUCUGGGCUUGUUGUGCCCAGUAUAUCCUAUGAACUACACAAGCGCCUGUUGACGGUUGCUGAGCGUCAUGGUCUCUCACUGGAGCGAAGACUUGAAAUGACUGGAGUGUGUGCCAGUCAGAUGGCACUUACAUUGCUGGGUGGGCCCAACAGAUUCACUCCAAAGAAUUUACACCAGCGUCCCACAGUGGCACUUCUGUGUGGCCCUCAUGUUCAGGGGGCUCAGGGCAUCAGCUGUGGUCGGCACCUGUCCAAUCAUGAAGUGGAGGUCAUCCUGUUUCUGCCCAAUUUUGUCAAGAUGCUCGACUCUGUCACCAGCGAGCUCACACUUUUCAACAAAACGGGGGGCAAACAGGUGUCAAGUAUCAAAGACCUUCCAGACACCCCAGUGGACCUAAUCAUUAACUGCCUGGACUGCCACGAGAACACAUUCCUAAUGGAUCAGCCUUGGUAUCGAGCAGCUGCAGAUUGGGCUAACCAGAACCGAGCACCAGUGCUCAGCUUAGACCCUCCUGUUAGUGGACAGGGUCAAGCAGUUGAAGCGAAGUGGUCCCUCUCUCUUUGCCUCCCGCUUCCCCUGGCUGAGGGAGCUGGCAGGGUUUACCUGUGUGACAUAGGUGUUCCUCGCCAGGUGUUCCAGGAAGUUGGAAUCAAGUACCAUUCCCCCUUUGGGUGCAAGUUUGUCAUCCCCCUGCACUCUGCAUAAAGGAACUAAUGGUUAACAUGACAGUUGAAUCUUUCACCAUCCUUGACCGUUUGGGUUUGGGCGCCUUAUAUUAGAGAGCUUCAGCUUUCAGUUCAUCCCUUAAGUUUCUUACUCAUCAACAUGCGAAAGGGACUUUUCCCCUCACACUGAAGGACCACUGUUUGGUAUGUUAGUCCGUUCUACAAGGACUAAAUGUAUAUGAAUGGAGAAGGAAAACGUUUUCAAACCUUUUUCUUUAUUGAAAAAAAUAGAUAGACUUCAGCAAUUAAAUAGAUAACAUUGUGUUUACAUGAUCUAACAAGAUAUUUUGAAAAUAGGCUAUUCAAAAAUACACGCAGUUCAGUUUUAAAUUGGAUAGGACAAUCUCUGACUUAAAGAGGAAAACUUCUGAAUGUCAUUGUAAUCUAACGUCAUUCAAAAGCCAUGUUGUGAAUAAACACAGAUCCACCAUCGAA
Molecule: messenger RNA, 2050 nt
Organism: Seriola aureovittata
Lineage: Eukaryota; Metazoa; Chordata; Actinopteri; Carangiformes; Carangidae
Gene: edc3
Product: enhancer of mRNA decapping 3 homolog (S. cerevisiae)
Exons: 7
Coding region: 159-1595 (478 amino acids)
Biological process (GO): deadenylation-independent decapping of nuclear-transcribed mRNA; P-body assembly
Cellular component (GO): P-body
Molecular function (GO): mRNA binding
Source: RefSeq, a predicted model, not a curated record